UUGGCUCGAAGCCUUCAUUUUUUCCCUGCUCUUUGUCGCCCUCUGACCUCUGGCUUCCCAGGUUUCCUUUGUUUGAAGUUUCGGCAAAAGGCUUUGGGCUCCUAGAAAGAUGGCAGAGGACGGUUACAAGGUCAAAUUGAAUGUCUAUGACCUUAGCCAGGGGCUUGCUCGCCAGUUCUCAACUUCAUUUUUGGGGAAAACUAUUGAAGCCAUAUGGCACACUGGGGUGGUAGCAUAUGGAAAUGAGUACUACUUUGGCGGAGGCAUUCAAUGUGAUCCUGCUGGAAUGACACCUUAUGGAACUCCGGUUAGGGUGGUGAACCUAGGUGUGACGCAUGUGCCUAAGGAGGUCUUUGAGGAGUACCUGCAUGAGAUUAGCCCGCGCUACACUGCUGAGACCUACAACCUUCUCAGUCACAAUUGUAACAACUUCAGCAAUGAGGUCGUGCAGUUCCUGGUUGGUACCAGCAUCCCUGACUACAUCCUUCAUCUCCCAAAUGAAGUCAUGAGCAGCCCAAUGGGAGCGCUUAUAUUACCCAUGAUUCAGCGGCUGGAAACAACACUGAGAUUAGGUGCUGUUCCUCAAGCUCCCCAGUUCACGCCUCCUGCUGCUGCUCAACCAUCUAUACCAAAGAAUAUUGCAUCAAGCCCAUCCAAGGACGAGAGCUUGGGGCAAUCUGACGGCCAAAAAGCCGAUUCUGGGAGUUCACCCUUCAAGGCUCCAGAAGGUGGGAAGGCAGUCUCACCUUCUCUUGAAGCUGCUUCAGUUUCAGAGAAGAAAAAACCUCCAGUGAGUGAUCCCCUUGAUGCUCGCAGCAGGGUGCAAGAAGAGAUCACAAGAGAGUUUACGGCAAUCAUGGCGACCGGGACGCUGCGGGCGAGUGAGGCGGCAGCCCUUGCAGCAAGAAGAGUGAUGGAAAGGCAUGGGCUGUUAAAUGUGCCCAUGCAGCAGAGUUAGGCUUGUGCCCAGGGAUUUAGAAGACACACUGCUAUUCUUCAAAGCAAAUUGCUUUGUUCUUGUUUGCUGGAUUAAUUUUUGUGGAAUUAUAAUGGAUAAGAUGUUGUGGACAUUAAACUGGUUCCGCGUGACUGCUGCAAACUUUCUUAUUGAAGGGAAUCGAGCAAAUGAACUUUCGGAAUUGA
Molecule: messenger RNA, 1143 nt
Organism: Elaeis guineensis (African oil palm)
Lineage: Eukaryota; Viridiplantae; Streptophyta; Magnoliopsida; Arecales; Arecaceae
Biological process (GO): protein modification by small protein removal
Molecular function (GO): peptidase activity
Source: RefSeq, a predicted model, not a curated record